Molecule: messenger RNA, 2955 nt
Organism: Acanthochromis polyacanthus (spiny chromis)
Lineage: Eukaryota; Metazoa; Chordata; Actinopteri; Pomacentridae
Gene: cln3
Product: CLN3 lysosomal/endosomal transmembrane protein, battenin
Exons: 15
Coding region: 239-1519 (426 amino acids)
Biological process (GO): regulation of intracellular pH; lysosome organization
Cellular component (GO): lysosome; membrane
Source: RefSeq, a predicted model, not a curated record
UCUGAAACACCGCGCUCAUGUGACGUCGGUAAAGUUUACAAUCUGUGAUACGAAAUUCGAGUUAAAACCGCAAAAACAGCUCGUUUUUAUUGAGGAAUAAACCGUGUGUGUGUUCGUGGAGGCUCGUUGAGGUUUCUGUUAUCUAAAUGUAGGGUGUGUUCUGUGUGUUUGAGCAGUUUAUACCGUUUAUAGUUGGUUUUAUUUCAUUCAGCUGAACCGAACUGGUUUGUAAAUAAACAUGGAGCCGACAGACAACACAGAUCCAGACUCUACUGGUCGUGGCGCACAGCGUCGCAACUGGGCUGGAUUCUGGCUUCUCGGAUUGUGCAACAACUUUGCUUAUGUGGUAAUGCUGAGUGCCGCUCAUGACAUCCUGAAAAAACAAGAGUCACAGAACGCCACGGCAUCCAAUUCAGUCACGCUGGCUGUGGACAUCCAAGCUGGGAACAGCAGCAACAGCAGCAGCUACGACUGCAACCCAGUCUCUACUGCGGCUGUGCUGUUGGCUGACAUCCUCCCAACUCUCGUCAUCAAGCUGUUUGCUCCCUUUGUGAUCCACAAACUGCCUUAUGGUGUCCGAGUGUUGUUCUGCGUGGUCAUGGCGGCAACGAGUUUCCUCCUCGUAUCCUUUUCCUCGGCUGUGUGGAUGAGCAUUCUGGGAGUGGUCUUUGCCAGCAUCAGUGCAGGACUGGGAGAACUGUCCUUCCUCUCUCUCACUGUAUACUUCAGCAGGGCUGUACUGGGCGGUUGGGGCUCCGGUACUGGUGGCGCUGGUGUUGCUGGCUCCCUCCUCUACUCGGGUCUCAUCCAAGCCGGCCUCUCGCCCCGGAUCACCCUUCUCAUCAUGCUGGUCGUCCCGUUGGCCAUGCUGGUGAGCUAUUUCUUCCUGCUGGUUCCUCCACCUUCAUUCCCUCAGUGGAAGAGCAGCGACUCUGAAUAUUCAGCUGUGGGCUCAGAGGAGAGACGGCAGCUGAUGGAUGAUUCCCCAGAAAACAGGACCGCCAGACUCCUCACUUUCACGGAGAAACUGCAGGUCAUCAGAGGUUUGCUCAAGUUCAUACUUCCUCUGGGUCUGGUCUACUUUGCCGAGUACUUCAUCAACCAGGGUUUGAUGGAACUCCUAUUUUUCCGCCCCUUCUUCCUGACGCAUGCAGACCAGUAUCGCUGGUACCAGACGCUCUACCAGGUCGGUGUGUUGUUCUCUCGGUCCUCCCUCUGCUGUGUAAAGAUCAGGAAACUGUGGGCUCUGUCUUUACUACAGGUGGUGAAUGCCGUGUUUCUCCUGUUCGCUGUUCGUUACCUGUUCCUGCCCAGCGCCUGGCUGGUGUUUGUUAUUGUCCUCUAUGAGGGUCUGCUGGGUGGAGCUGCUUAUGUCAACACCUUCUAUUUCAUCAGCAAGGAGACUGAGGACAGAUACAGGGAGUUUGCGAUGGCUGCUGCCAGCGUAGGAGACAGUCUGGGCAUCGCUCUGGCUGGACUCGCAGCUUUCCCCGUCCACAGAUACUUCUGCUCCCUAUGACUGAGCCCACACACUGACCGGCAGCAUGAAUAAGCAAGACGUGGGUGCACUGCAUUUGAUGGACUUUUUUUUAUUUUUUUUCACUGAAAUGGGUUACAGACUGACCUGAAAAAAGCAGACUUCACUCCUACGUACAAACAUCGAUUCCACACAGUGUAUAUAAUGCAGAUUUAAAAUAAACAGCAAGUGAACCUUAUAGAUAGAUGUGAACUCACUUAUUAAUUUUACCCUCCACCACUGACCGACUGUUGCUGCGUUCUGGAAUACACAGACUUUUUUUUUAUUUGUUUGCAGUGAAGAAGUCUUCAAAAUGUAAACUCAGAGCAGAUUUGAUAUGAAAAUGCAACUCUGAAACCAAAAAUGGUACUAAAAUGAGUAGCAAAGGCCUCAGGUGACAACACCUAUGAUUAUAACUUUAAAAUGUUUUAUUUGUAUUUACUAUUAUCACGAUGUCGAACCAUUGAUUCCUGACUGUUGACGUUAUAUUUUUUGGCUUAACACAGUUGAACUAAUGGCAACAGAAGAGAAGCUAGAAGCUCUCUAGUAGAUAAAACUCUCAUGGUGCCUUUUUAACAGCCUUUUAGUUCAGGUUAAUUCUUAACUAACUGACAUAUUGUUGAGUUUAUUGUGCUUUUAAAUCACUAGUACAAUUAAAACAGGCCCUUAACUGAAGUGACUCCGGAUGCUUUCCAUUAUAAGUUUGUAUCAAAGGGAACCGGAGUAUUUUUAUCUUGUAAAACUUCAUGUUUUAUCUACGGUUGUGUAGCAAUAUGAAAACCAGGACCAUGACAAGAGCUUUAACAUGUUAUAUAAUACUGUUCAAAAGCUUGAGGUCACAUUAUUUUUGAAAGAAAAUAUUUUUUUUCAAUGAACAUUAAAUGGAUGAUAAAUCCAGUGUAGACAUUGUUAAUGUGGUAAAUGACUAUUGUAGCUGUAAACAGCUGAUUUUUAAUGGAAUAUCUCCAUAGGGGUACAGAGGAACAUUUCCAGCAACCAUCACUCCUGUGUUCUAAUGCUACAUUGUGUUAGCUAAUGGUCCUGAAAGGCUCAUUGAUGGUUAGAAAACCCUUGUGCAGUUAUUUUAGCACACGGAUAGAAGUGGGAGUUUUCGAAGGAUAUCUCUGAAGAGGUUUCAUAAAAAGUAGUGCAUUCUUUCUAGGGCACUGUUUUGCACAAGUUCAGCUUCUUUCAUUCCAAAAUCUCACCUUUUCUGAAGUUUUAACGUUUAAAAAUGUGAUUUUACUCUGUUACUACUAAUGUGUACAUUCCUGCUGACAUUUUAACGACCAUGUUGUGCUGCUACUGCUGAAUGACGACUUUAAUUUUGUUUGUUUAGCCUGUCCUGAGUUUAACAUGAAUAGAACAGUGAGAUUUACCUUUGACUUACUUCAGUGUAAUUGAUUUUCUGUGUAUAAAUAAAUAUUCCGGGGGCUGGU